UCCUUCUAAAAGCAGAGAGAAAGGGGAGAGAAAGCAGCACUUUUUCCCUCCGAGAUCGAAGCAAGAUCUGCCCUCGCCGGCCAGCGACAUUUAAAACCGAAACGGACCCCACCUGGACAAGGCAACCCGCUCCGCUCCCAAAGAGAGCCAGCAACUUUUGCCCAUCUCCCUGUGCCGAAAAGUUGCGAGAAAAAGAAGGAUGGAAGCCCGCACCCUCGCCUGGGUUUUCCUCGCCGCUCUUCUUAGCUGGGAAGCGGCCGGCCAAGAGUGCAGCGCGAAGUGCCAGUGCUCCUCCUUGCCCCCCGAGUGCCCUCCUGGGGUAAGCCUGGUCCUGGAUGGCUGUGGGUGCUGCCGCGUUUGCGCCAAACAGCUGGGCGACCUUUGCACCGAGCGGGAUCCCUGCGAUCCUCACAAAGGGCUCUUCUGCGACUUCGGCUCCCCGGACAACCGCAAGAUCGGAGUAUGCACUGCAAAGGAUGGUGCUCCAUGUAUAUUUGGAGGUAUGGUGUAUCGGAGUGGCGAGUCCUUCCAGAGUAGCUGCAAAUACCAGUGCACCUGUCUGGAUGGAGCUGUAGGCUGCAUGCCCCUCUGCAGCAUGGAUGUUCGUCUGCCCAGUCCUGAUUGCCCAUACCCACGCAGAGUGAAGCUCCCAGGGAAAUGCUGUGAGGAAUGGGUGUGUGAUGAGCCCAAGGACAAAGAACGCACUGCAGUUGGACCUGCUCUUGCCGCUUACAGACUAGAAGAUACCUAUGGACCUGACCCAUCCCUGAUGCGUGCAAAUUGCUUGGUCCAGACCACAGAAUGGAGUGCCUGCUCCAAAACUUGUGGAAUGGGAAUCUCGACCAGAGUCACCAAUGACAAUGCCCACUGCAGGCUGGAGAAGCAAAGCAGACUCUGCAUGGUGAGACCAUGCGAAGCAGAUCUUGAGGAGAGCAUCAAGAAAGGUAAAAAAUGCAUCCGCACACCGAAGAUCUCUAAACCUAUCCAGUAUGAGCUGUCUGGCUGUACCAGUGUAAAGACCUACCGAGCCAAAUUUUGUGGUGUCUGUACUGAUGGGCGUUGUUGCACCCCCCACAGAACAGCCACUCUUCCUGUGGAAUUCAAAUGCCCUGAUGGUGAAGUCAUCAAGAAGAGCAUGAUGUUUAUCAAGACUUGUGCCUGCCACUAUAACUGUCCUGGAGACAAUGAUAUCUUUGAAUCAGUCUACUACCGGAAGAUGUAUGGAGACAUGGCAUAAAGUCCCCAUGAGAGUUUUUUUUUUCUGAACUCAACUUGAACUGAUAAUGACAUCUCAUUUUGUUAAACGUGAUUCUAUAGCACAAGUGAUUUAAAUGUCUGCGUUUUUUAAAAAACAAAUGACAAAAUUGUUCCACCUUGGCCUUAAGGUCAAAUUAUCUACUGACCCCAAACGUUGGUUUGAAGGAAGAAUAAUAGUAAUAAUAAUAAUAGGAAUAUAAUGUUGACAAUGAUUAGUGAGAGGUGACACUUAAUUUGUGUCUCAGAGUAUAUUUGGGGAGAGGGAUGAAUAGAGAUUAAUUAAGGGACAUAGGCAAGUCUUGAGAAACAUUUUCAAAACGUGGUGGCAUGUGUCCUAGUUAAUUGUGCAAUCAAAACAAAAAAGACCCCUUAGCAAAGUUAUUGGCACUGGUUUUUGUGACAGUAACAGCUGGACUGGACAUUUUUAUCCAGCAGGUGCUAAGUAAUUAUGUUAUUUGAAAAUGGCAAUAAUUCUACCUUUGAAACUCUGAUUCAGAGGAUUUGUUCAAAAAGAAUCAGAAUUUGACUGGACAGUUUGUGGCAAUCGUUUGCUUGUCAUGGGCAACAUUUUUUUUUAAAAAAAUAGUGUAAUAGUGUAAAUAGUGUAUAUGUUUAUGUGUAUGUGUUCAUGCGUGUUUGUAUGUAUGUGUGUAUAUAUAUUGUACAGUUAUCUAACUUAAUUUAAAGUUGUGUUUCCUUUUUUGUCAAUGCUUUGAUACAUCAGUGUUAGCCUCUCUUUUUUUAUGAUUCAAAGCAUGUCUGAUCCACUGCAUUCAUUCAGCUCAUAAAAUAGAGUCUGUAAUGGUAGUUUUGUUGAACUAGUAGGGGAAAAAAUUAACUGAACUGGUACUUUGAUGAAGAAGAUGCACCAGUAUCCUAUCCGACCAUUUCACCAAACUAAUGACAAAGGGAGAAAGGUACAUUUCUCUCGGUCUGAAUUAAUAUUCCCUGAAACAAAAUGUGUGCUCUUAAAUCUUUUCACUUGGGAACAGUUUGUUACUUAUUGAGAAAUGUGACCAAAAGUUACAUGUUUGCACCUUUUUAGAAGAAAAAAUAAAGUAUUUUA
Molecule: messenger RNA, 2323 nt
Organism: Thamnophis sirtalis
Lineage: Eukaryota; Metazoa; Chordata; Lepidosauria; Squamata; Natricidae
Gene: CCN2
Product: cellular communication network factor 2
Biological process (GO): positive regulation of cell differentiation; cell adhesion; signal transduction
Cellular component (GO): extracellular matrix; extracellular region
Molecular function (GO): integrin binding; heparin binding
Source: RefSeq, a predicted model, not a curated record